Messenger RNA from Salmo salar (Atlantic salmon), 4239 nucleotides. It is a transcript of the gene tinagl1, whose product is annotated as tubulointerstitial nephritis antigen-like 1. Gene Ontology annotation, biological process: proteolysis. Lineage: Eukaryota; Metazoa; Chordata; Actinopteri; Salmoniformes; Salmonidae. Gene Ontology annotation, molecular function: peptidase inhibitor activity; cysteine-type peptidase activity. The record is from RefSeq and is a predicted model, not a curated record.
GUGAAGGGGGAGGGGAAGAGUGGCUUGUUCUUUCUCAGUGGCUGUAUAUAGAACUCAGUGGCUUAGGCUGACUAUGUAGUGCCAUUGUGAAAGAAGAGCGAGAGAGAGUGAGAGAAAGAGGGCACAGACUUUCUCUACCUGGUGAAUGAGUUACUGAGAGGAGAGAGCAGCAGGAAAGAAUAUCAGCUUUCACAGGACUGUGUUUUUCCAUUGGAUUACAAACAACAAGAGGGAGAGAUAUUUCACAGAACACACGUAGAAGGGUGAUAAUGAAGCUUCUAGCGUCAUUAGCACUGGUGCUCCUCCUGGUGGCGGUGGAGAGCAUGGCGGCAAGAGGCACAUCCAGGAGGACGAAGAGGGAGCUGAUGAGCCCACUGCACAUGGGGGGCAUCAGGGACCCGUUUGGGUCGUACUGCGAGCAGCGGGGUGGCUGCUGCCCGGGUCGUGAGGAUCAGUGUACGGUGCCCUACCUGGACACCAUCUGUUACUGUGACCUGUUCUGUAACCGCACCGUCUCCGACUGCUGCCCCGACUUCUGGGGUCACUGUCUGGGCAUCUCACCCCCUUUCAUUGGCACCUGUGAAAGAAACGGACACAAAUUCCUCUCAGGACAGACAUACAAAGAGAACUGCAACUUAUGCACGUGUGGAACAACUGGGCGUUGGGAGUGUGAGCAGCAUGCCUGUCUGAUAGAGAAUGACAUGAUCCAGGCUGUCAACAGAGGAAAUUUUGGCUGGCGGGCAGCAAACUACAGCCAGUUCUAUGGCAUGUCUCUGGACGAGGGCCUGAGGUAUCGCCUGGGGACACAGAGGCCCUCCAGGACCAUCAUGAGCAUGAACGAGAUGCAGCUGAAUAUGGACCCUCAGAAUGACCGUCUGCCUCAGUACUUCAACGCAGCAGAGAAGUGGCCUGGAAAGAUCCAUGAACCUCUGGACCAGGGCAACUGCGCUGCCUCCUGGGCCUUCUCCACUGCAGCGGUUGCAUCGGAUCGAAUCUCCAUCCAGUCGAUGGGUCACAUGACCCCUCAGUUGUCGCCCCAGAACCUCAUUUCCUGUGACACGCGCAACCAAGGGGGCUGUGCUGGAGGACGUAUCGACGGAGCCUGGUGGUACCUGAGACGCAGAGGUGUGGUGACAGAGGAGUGCUACCCGUUCUCUGCCCCCCAGCAGACGCCAGCGGAGGUGGGCCGCUGUAUGAUGCAGAGUCGCUCUGUGGGCCGAGGGAAGAGACAGGCUACUGCACGCUGCCCCAGCACACACACCUACCACAAUGACAUCUACCAGUCUACACCUCCCUACAGGCUCUCAUCAAACGAGAAGGAGAUCAUGAAGGAGAUUAUGGAUAAUGGCCCAGUGCAAGCCAUCCUGGAGGUCCAUGAGGACUUCUUCGUCUAUAAGAGUGGGAUCUAUAAACACACAGACGUCAGCUUCACCAAACCGCCACACUACCGCAAACACAACACACACUCCGUCAGGAUCACAGGGUGGGGAGAAGAGAGGAACUAUGAUGGGACAACUAAGAAGUACUGGAUUGCUGCCAACUCGUGGGGGAAGAACUGGGGGGAGAACGGCUACUUCCGUAUCGCUCGCGGAGAGAAUGAGUGUGAGAUCGAGGCGUUCGUGAUUGGCGUGUGGGGUAGGGUCACCAUGGAAGACAUGCAAAGCCACCAUCACCACCAACAUCGCCGACGCAAGUAGAGACAGGCACUCCAGGAACUCAGCAUCCCCAGAGCCCCUUCCUUUCAUCCCGAACCCUCUUCCCCUUCCUACCCUGGGGGAGCAGCACAACCAGCCCCAGAGCCCCUACCCUUCAGUACACAGCAAUAAUCACCUCAGGACUCACUAUCCCAAAGACCACACUUCCCAGACUCCUUGGCUUUGGCCUGGGAUCGACUGUUUACUUCCUGCUUCUGUUCAGAAGUCUUCAUUUCCACUGCUAUGAUGAUGAAAGGACUGGCUUGAUCUGAACUCUCUCUCUCUCUUUUGCUCUCUCUCUCUGGAAGCCAACCCCUUACGGACAGAUUGGGAUUGGGAGAACCAGAGAGAUAGAAUGUUAGAUGACACAAGCACCAGAGAGAAACUAACAAUCCACUUGUGUUACAGUUUAGUUAGUGUUAUCACUGAGGACCUAACUCUUAAUCAUGCUAGCUAUAUCAUUGAUUAAUGUAUUCCUAUUACUGUCAGCAGAUCUGCAGUUGCAUUAGCCAUUAGCCACUGCAGUUGCAUCUCCUACACAUUCCAAAAAAAGCAGAAUUUUACACUGGAAAGGGUGUUGGUCUAAGGCCUGGUGGUAGGUGGGAUUGAGUUUAGUGAACUGUCCUUUUGACCAAUAAUUUAUUUCCCCUCAUUUACCAAAAAACUGUUUUCUUUUUAGUACAAUCCUGUACUAUGCUAAGUGCAUAGUACAGGAUGGAGUCUCAGCAAGCUCUGGAAAUGUUCAGUACCACAUAACCUGUCUGGUUAUGGAAGAGAUGGUGUCAAUCUUCCAAUGAUAUCAAAUCAACUUCAGUCUCAUGACCAUGACAGCUCUUGACUGAAUCCAACUGCUUGAACAUAACGUUUCUGUAAGAAUAAUAUUAGUGGGUCAACCACUUAUAAAUCUCCCUUAAUAGAUAGUAUACACUCUUAGAAGUAAUGGAGCCUGGAAGAACCUUUAGAACCAAAGAACCAAUUCUAAAGAUUAUUCGAGGAACCCCUGUGUAAAGGUUCAAAUCAGAACCUUUUUGUGAUGAGUGAGGUUCAAUUCUGAACCUUUUUAAUAAUAUAUUGUAGAGGUGGCAGCCUAUCAGAAGAUUGGAGGUGUAUCUUAUUGGAGGUGUGGCUUUCAGAUAGUUAUUUUUGGCCACCCAUUACAGUAAAUGUAAUUUCUGUUCAUCAUGUAAAGUUUCAUCAUGCAAAUUUCAAUUUUCCUUGAAUAUUUAUGCAUAUUACAUAUUCUAAUAUAAUAUUAAUAAUAUUAACAUUGCUGAUGACAUAAGGUCCAAAAUUGGGAUUUGCAUAGGCUCUUGAGGAACUCGUACACCUCUGUAAGCCUCAUUGAAGCUACAGAACUCUCAUUGUUCAACCUUAACAUGUGAUGAAAAUACAACAGAAAAUCUGAAAGCCACACCCCUAUCAAGCCACACCUCCAGUCCAGGGUUCCUACAGGAACCCUUUGCUACAUUGAAACAUGAAAGGUUCCUCCAAGAACCCCUCAAUUAACCUAAGGUGCAAAUAUUGAGGAACUCUAGGGGUUCCUUGAGUACCUCCAGUGUUCCUUGAGUCACCACUAAUUCUAAGAGUGUACAGUACAUUUGAAAGCAGAGAUGAAGCAUGUAAAAUAUGUGUAGAUGCGAUUGUAGCAAGUGAGGAGCUUAAAAAAAACACAUUCCGUUUAUUAAUCAGCUGGUUGACAAAAACGUAUCUUGGAAAAAAUGAGGCAUUGAUUGAAAUAUCUGAGUUGUCAUUUCUUUGAAGAAGGUAAAAUGGCCACCACCAUGUCAUUUUCAGAUGUUGCUUCAACAUGGAAACGUCUUGGUUGAUCAAAUGCCUUAAAGAAAUGAGUGCUGUUUUUGACCUCUGGUUGAAAGUAUCCACGGUUUGUGUAUUAUAGUCUUAAAGUUUUUAAUUCCGUGUACACUGUGUUACUAUAAUGCUGAAAAUAUUGUUGUAUUUUACUCCUAUUUUCUUACUUGCUUUGAGAGAUGUGGUUGUCUCACACACUCACUCCCCUCCCCUGACCAGCUACUUUGAAGAGUGCUUGGGUGGUGCACUUACUCCUUCUGAAGGUGAACACACACAAAAUCAAAGUGCCUGACUCUAGGGAGAGGAGGAGGUCGGACUCAGCUGCCAAAGUCUGUUCAAUGCUGUUUCAUUAUAGCCUAAAUCUCACUGACGGCACAUGCCACUAACACUUCAGUAUUCAGCAGUAGGCAUGUGUAGGCCUACAACAGACUCAUUGUGACAUUUCAAAGGUUUUGCAUUUCCAAAGAAGUGUUAGGUAGGUAGCUCAAGCCUCAACUGAAGCCAGUGAUCGCACAGGUUCUGAUAUACUGAUAUAACUUGAUAUAACUGCCUUAUGUAAUGUUGCCCUAGGUGCUCUUUUUAUACUGUCUCCAAUUCAUAUAUAUUAUUUCUGUGCCUAUCAUGAGUUUUAAUGUCUAAGUUUCCAGAGGUGGCAACUGUCGUUUUAGAGACCAGAUCAUGUAUCAGUUCACACUGUGCAGUCGCACUUCACAAUAAACUGCUUGGCUUCCCAGAA